Messenger RNA from Pocillopora verrucosa, 2697 nucleotides. RefSeq names its product dual specificity protein phosphatase CDC14AB. Gene Ontology annotation, molecular function: protein tyrosine phosphatase activity; protein serine/threonine phosphatase activity; protein tyrosine/serine/threonine phosphatase activity. The record is from RefSeq and is a predicted model, not a curated record. Gene Ontology annotation, cellular component: cytoplasm; centrosome; mitotic spindle. Gene Ontology annotation, biological process: positive regulation of cytokinesis; microtubule cytoskeleton organization; protein dephosphorylation. Lineage: Eukaryota; Metazoa; Cnidaria; Anthozoa; Scleractinia; Pocilloporidae.
CAUGUUAGCGCGCCACGACGACGGUUUAUUUUACUCUUUUGUUUUGGUUUAAGCCGAAACGUAGAUUCAUUCCUCGUGGUGAGAGAGACACGAAAACGAAAAUGUGGGACAGAAACAUCAUGAGUUCUUGCGAAGUAGUUAAAGAUCGCUUAUAUUUUGUGAGUGUGAGUUGUAAACCGCGAAACAACUCGUCCUAUCACUAUUUUAGCGUGGAUCCUGACUGGACUCUCGACGGUUGUAAAUUUCACGACACACCUUACUUCGGACCGCCAAAUCUGGCUGGAAUCUACCGUUUCUGUUGCCUUGUUAACACUAAACUUCACAUGGUCCCGGUUUCGAAGAAGAUUGUACUUUACACAACAGCUAAUGAGGGUUUUUCCGACGCGAAGAAGCGAACGCGGUCUGUUUUCCUGUGUGGUGCCUUCGCCAUGUGUCAACUCAAGAUGACCGCCGAAGAAAUUUACGCUUUACUAGAAAAGCACUUCCUGUCUUCAACUCUGGUUUCUUACUGCGAUAUCAAUGGUAAUGUAUCCCACAACCUUAGCAUUCUAGACUGUCUCAAAGGUUUUGAGAAGGCAAUAGCGCUGGGGUUCUUCAAAUUUGACGAGUUUGACUUGAAUCGAUACGAGCAGGAAGAACGCGCUUUUGAUUUGAACUGGAUCAUUCCGGGAAAGUUGUUGGCGUUGAGUGAUCCUCAGAGAAGACCUGAACUCAAAGUGAGUCGAUUCAGUCGCCUGAGAAAAUAUUUCAGGCAGACUGGAGUCAAGGGUGUCGUAAGACUGAAUAAGGACGACAACAUGGUGAAAUACGGGCUUAUUUACGAUGCGCGAUGUUUUACCGCUAACGGCUUCUCGCAUAGCGAUCUUUACUAUGAAGAUGGUGGAAUUCCAACUAAAGCAAUCAUCAAGAAAUUCACACGAGUCGUUGAUCAGUGCGAUGGAGCCGUCGCCGUUCACUGCCGAGCCGGUUUAGGAAGAACAGGAACUCUAAUCGCAUGUUAUUUGAUCAGACACUACCGAUUUUCAGCUGCCGAGUCCGUAGGUUGGUUACGCAUCUGUAGGCCGGGCAGCGUGUCAACACUUCAACAUUGUUUCCUCGAACAUAAACAAGAACCGAUUAUGCGGGGGUAUCCCGAAGAUAUGAAGAUCGAAGAUCUUACCGAAGCCGUGAAAAAAAGUUUGAACAUGUUUUCCUACCAAAACACGAUCAUCGAAGAGCAGGAGGAGUAAACAUGAAUAUUUAUGACACUAAUAUGUGUUACUAGGAAAAUUCUUUGACGUCUGGCUUGUGGGGCGGCAAACGACAGCUGGGAGAAUAUUAAUGAGGAACUUCCUUCUUAGCCAAUUGCUUGCCAAGAAAACCAGACAUGUUUAUUUUGAUCUCACCUGAAGAUGAAAUGUGUCUAGCUUUGAUCAAUCUUCAGUGCCAGGAAAAUUAAUUCAAGCCAACUCCUCUUUAAUUUUUUUUUUUUUUGUUUUUUUUUUUUGAGCUCUGAGGUUCUCUUAUAUUUGGUUACUUGAUAGGUAAAAGGUUUUCAGGUCAAGAUCUGCUAAUUUUUUUCCAUUGUAGCAUACUUAAUAUUAUAUUUUCUCCUCAAUUCACCAAACUUAUAAUGGACAUGGCCUUAAUUUCUUUCAAUGCUUUACUUUUAAAUUCACUACCUCUAAUUUGUUUGCAAACUCUAAUAUGCUUGAUCCAAAAGUCAGGAAAGGCCUCAAGAAGAAAUAUUAUAGAUAAAAUUAUGUGUUCCAAGGUGUCAUCAAUUGUGGCCUCAUCAACAACAAUUAAGCUAAAAAUGUCCUAAAGACAAUUUGUGAAAGCCAGUUUGAAUCUAUUUUUUAAAACUGUGUGUUAAACAUAUUCUGAACAUCAAGGUAAAGGGAGCAGUUAAUGAAUUAGAAAUUUACACUACGUUAUCAAUAGUAAAAACACAUUUUAAAGCCUUUCUUGAAAUGAAUUUUCAUUGAGAAGGUGGUCAAGUUCCCUUUUUUUCUGGAAUUAAAGCAGAUUGGAAUUUGAGAGAACUCAUGUCAUGACACUCGAUUUAAAGUUGUAAUAAUGGUAAAAACUAUAUAAUCACUUUGGUAACAUUUGAUGAUAGGUUAAAACGUGUACCAUUCCAGAUUAACAAAGAUUGAAUUGGUAUUGUUGUAAAAAUAUACCAUUUAUUUUUUGUCUUGCAGGCAAGAUAAAAGAAGAAAUAAUAAUGUUACCCUAAAUUUUAAAAUUGUGGGAAUAUUUCAUCAGUGGUGUAUCUUUCAUCUCAUUUGGUUAAAAUAUGAAAUGUUAAUUGUAUAUUUACUGUUCAACCACUGAUCAAUUAUUUCCCCAAAAGAUUUUGUAAGAUCCUUGUAAUUUUCUUUAAAGGUUAAUAUUGCUGUAGCAUAAUUUGACAUUAUUUAGAUAUUUAAAAUUUAAAAACAUGUCGCUGUUGUAAAUGUAAAAGUUAUAUUUUCAACUCAGUUGUAAAGGUGUAAUUAACAGUCAUUCAGAGCAAUUUGUAAAUGUUGUUGCUCAAUAUUGUAUCACUAGGAACCUUUUGCCAAGCCUUAGUGUAAGUAGAUUCUGGAAAGUACAGGCUUUUUGUUCAGGGCAGUUGUGCCCUUUUGAUCAUGAAAUAUGACGACAAAUGCUGAUUGUAUGGAUGUCUAAGGAUAUUAUGUAAAUUACUGAAUGAAAUUCAUUGUGUUCAAAGUU